Sphaerulina musiva SO2202 is the source of this 2562-nucleotide messenger RNA. RefSeq lists its product as uncharacterized. Gene Ontology annotation, molecular function: DNA-binding transcription factor activity, RNA polymerase II-specific; zinc ion binding; DNA binding. The record is from RefSeq and is a predicted model, not a curated record. Gene Ontology annotation, biological process: regulation of DNA-templated transcription; DNA-templated transcription. The coding region runs from base 216 to 2168 and encodes 650 amino acids. Lineage: Eukaryota; Fungi; Ascomycota; Dothideomycetes; Mycosphaerellales; Mycosphaerellaceae. The transcript has a single exon.
ACAGGUUACACGCUUGCUGCCUGCCUGCCUGCCUGCCUGCCUGCCUACCUGCUUUCCUCUUGCGCCUGCUCCGCUGCCCGUCCUCCCCCCCUUCCCCUUCCCCUUCCAUCCUUUUCGCGCACGAGCUACAGAGUACACUGCUAAAGGGCCCUUGUAACAAGUCGGACCACAGUCCGCUGCCAUUAUUUUAUCACUGCAUCCUUCUACCCCAUGUCAUGUCGAACAACAAGAGCACCCAGGAACGCCCGCGCAAGCUGCAACGCAUCUCCCAGGCUUGCGACCUGUGCCACCGGCGCAGUAUACGAUGUCGGCCCAGCGCGGAGGAAGCUCAUAAGUGUCAAAACUGCUACGACUUCGCUAUCGACUGUACCUACAACCGACCCUCCCGCCGGCGCCGCAAUCCAUCGGCUGCACAAGGGGCCCCAGGCAACCUGCUCCCGGUGCGGCAUACCACAGCCAUAUCGCCCAUAUCGCCGACCGUCAAGUCUGAAGGCGGCGGUGGCGGCGGCGGUGUCUAUCCGGAUGGCGCGUCCAUGUCGGCGGGCACCCUCACCGGCGCAUAUGAAGUGGUGCGCGAGGGCAGGCCAGAUGAUCUCUUAAGCGUGGCGUGGCAUUGCUUCGCUGCCAACAGCCAAGCCAUGAUCUAUCGAUAUCUGGAAAUAUAUAUGGAAGUCGUGUAUCCACUUUUCCCGUUGUUCCAUGGACCCACAUUAUGGGAACGACUUCACCAACGCCAGCAUUUGACCGAUCGCGGCUUCUUUGCGUCGGUGAUGGCUGCCUGUGCUCUGGCCGCGGCACGAGCACGAGAUGGCGCCUCGAGCGACAAGCAGCUGCUGAACGACGAGACUUCCAGCAACUCGUCCGAAGUCUUCUUCUCGGCCGCCCAGGACAACAUUUCCAAAGAUCUCACGAAAAUGACCGGUUUGGGGUACAUGCGCGCCUGCGCUCUGCUGGCUCUGACUAGCAUUCAAUAUGGCCAAAUCCAGAUGAUGCACCACUACAUGGGCCACUACUUGACUCUUGGCGCCAUGCAGCACUUUCACGACGAAAGUUACUGGCCCGAGCAUAUAUCGGUCGAGGAGCGCGAGGAAAGGAGAAGACUAUUCUGGUCAAUGUAUAACUUCGACGUGUACACGUCCGUCGUCUUCAAUACCAUCCACAAAUCGCAGGAGACACACUCCAACGUUGCCUACCCCAGCGAAGUCAGCGAUGAAGAGCUCACAUCGAGUGUGGCGAAUUAUUCCGAUCCCCAGAACUGGCUCCGAGGUUACAAUUUCACCACCGAUCUCUACCGCGUGCUGGAGCAUGCGCUGAAGAGAUUGCGGAUCAGCAGAUACAGGCGUGAAGAUCGGUUGUCUAUUGUGAGGCUCAUGAUCUCCAACCCGAUGCCUGAUACGCAGAUUAUGGAUAAUGUGCAACGCCUGUACAAUCAGCUGCCCGAACGUUUCAAGGACUACCGAGCCCAAGCAACAGGCGAUCGUAGCCACGAUAUAUAUGGCUUCCAAGCAGCGAACAUUCAGGCGACCUUGCAGCUUGUACGAAUGACAUUGCUCGAGGCACGAGGCAGCAAUGCACACUCGGUACAAGAGAAAUGUCGUGUCGCGGAGACAGUCCUCAAUACCUUCCGUGACAUUCCGCAGCACUAUCUACGAGCAAUCUCCACUCCACUCGUUUACCUCCUCGGCGGUAUUGGACAUAUACUGUCCUCUGUCAUGCAGGGUGUGCUGAACGAAGGCUCGUAUGCGCAAGUACGCGCACUUACGACAGGUCUCGCCGAUCUACUGGAAGAUCUCGAGACAGUACUGCAGCCCGCAGCUGGAUCCAGUCGAGAGCUGCGCAAACAGAUCGACAAGAUUGAUCAGUACAUGCAGGCGCAACGAGAGAUGUUAUCGACGUCGACCGCGACCCCGCAACACAUUGCUCCUUACCCCGAGCACGCCAGCAACGGCAAUGGACCCUACCCUGCCAGCAACGGGACGAACGGUAACCAUCCUGUCUUGCCUUCGGGUUCGCUUCCGCCUUUGACUAACAAUAUGGGAAUGCGCACACCACACGAUGACUUCCAAUUGCCGCCAGAGGUGACUCAGGGGUGGCCGUGGCCCUUUGACCUGGUACCAGAGAGCAACCAAUACCUGCCUAUCCACGGCUCUUCCGAAAGCCAUGCAUGAUGUGGCUUUUUGACCAGUAUCCCUAUGUGUUGAAUUACAUUCAAUUCGGUCGGUUACACAAAAUUAUUGUGUGUGGACUCACAGAGAGCGGUGAAAUUCAUGAGUAAUGAAUGGGAGGCAAUUCGAGGACAGAGACAGAACAGAGAAACACAGGCAGCACUCUGAAAAGCGUGCAAACACGACAGGAAGAGGUACAGACAUCAGCGAGAUUCUUUCGCUUCCAGCGCCUCGCACGAUGACGUCUCAAGUCCUUGAGAGAAUAUUGAAGUCGAGCAUUGGGGACGUCCAAGACUCGGCGGGAGACGCACUUACGAUUCAAAAGCUUCGCAGCAACACUUGUCCUUCUGCAUUGUAUUGGGAAAGGAAAACAAAAGAACAAGGUCAACACAGGACU